CUGAUUGCGGUCAUUGACCGGGCGGCAAAGUUCAGACUUCGAUAAAGUUCAGUUACUAGCUAGGGGCUCCAGCUUGCAUCAAACAUUGUGGCUACUGGAGAGGCCAAAUGGUUCCCUAAAGACUCAAGUCACAAACCUUGGAUGGCUUCCAACCUCCUUUCUUUGGACUGAAGACCUGAUAAAAUUCACCAAGAUGGCGACUGACAAGAAAGUUUACCAGUUCAUUGCUCAAGAGGCAUCUUUGUUUUCUGGAAAGAUCCGACCCUACCUACAGUACAAGAACAUCCCGUAUGAGACGGUCAUACCAUCUGUCCAGGUACGACAGGAGAUCAUGAUCCCCAGGGUGGGGUGGAGCGUGAUUCCCGUCAUCAUCACCCCCGGGGACAGAGUGGUCCAGGACACCACCUCCAUCAUCGAGUACCUGGAGCAGGAGCACCCCCACCCCUCGGUGGUACCUCCCACCCCCAGACAGAACCUGGUGUCCCUGCUGCUGGAACUGUUUGCAGACGAGUGGCUGAUGAUCCCUGCCAUGCACUACAGGUGGAACAAAGCUGAGAACAAAAAGUAUAUAGACCUCCAGUCUGGCAGAAUUAUCAAGGAACAUUUCCCGCCACUCGAGCAGAUGGAAAACAUGGACGACUUCAAGGGUUACAGGUUCUUUAAGAACUCCAUCCAAUACAUGGGAGUGAACAAGGACACCACAGCAGAGAUUGAGCGGACGUACCAGGAGUUUCUCCAGGAUUUCCAGCAGCACCUGAACAGUUACCCCUACCUGCUGGGGUACCGACCGUGUGUGGCAGACUUCGCUUUCUGUGGGCCUCUGUACGCACAUCUGUACAGGGACCCUGUCCCAGGUUACCUGAUGAAGUGCCAGGCCCCUCUGGUGGCCAGCUAUGUGGAGAGAAUGAACGGCGCAGUGUUGAGUCCCUCCCAUGAUGUGGUGGACGGAAAAGCUGUGAAGAAGUCUGUACCUCCUGAUAAACAGGGCUUCUUGCCAGGAGAUGAGAUCCCAGCGACCCUGGAGCCGCUCCUCCGCCGGAUGUUCACUGAGCAGGUGCCUGUCCUGCUGGACACGGUCAAGAAAGUCACUCAGUACAUGAAGGACAAUCCGAAAGUCGACGUUCUCCCACGAGUGAUUGGUUUCCACGACUUCCGCCUGGGUGAUAUCGCCAGUCAGCGCGGCAUCUACACCUACCCCAUCUGGAUGCUGCAGCGAAUCACGGCCUACUACAGCAGUCUGUUGCCAGGGCAACAGCAGAUGAUUGACAGAUUCCUAGACAGGUAUCCAGGAGGCCAUGAGCUGGUGAAGGCCGACCUGUCGGGCUGCAGGGUGGAGAGGAUGGAUGUCAGGGUCAGAAGGGUGGAGUCUGCUCAAGCAAAACUCUAAAUCUGACUCUAGAAAGGGUAGAGAUGAACGUUCAAAUUU
This is a messenger RNA of Branchiostoma floridae (Florida lancelet), 1426 nucleotides long. RefSeq lists its product as uncharacterized. The transcript has 8 exons. Lineage: Eukaryota; Metazoa; Chordata; Leptocardii; Amphioxiformes; Branchiostomatidae. The coding region runs from base 194 to 1387 and encodes 397 amino acids. The record is from RefSeq and is a predicted model, not a curated record. Gene Ontology annotation, cellular component: cytoplasm.